AUGGAAAUUGUUUGGGAGGUGCUUUUUCUUCUGCAAGCCAAUUUCAUUGUCUGCAUUUCAGCUCAGCAGAAUUCACCAAAAAUCCAUGAAGGCUGGUGGGCUUAUAAGGAGGUGGUCCAGGGAAGCUUUGUUCCAGUUCCUUCCUUUUGGGGUUUGGUGAAUUCAGCUUGGAAUCUUUGCUCCGUUGGAAAACGGCAAUCACCGGUCAAUAUAGAAACCAGCCAUAUGAUCUUUGACCCCUUCCUUACCCCACUUCGGAUAAACACAGGGGGUAGAAAGGUCAGUGGAACAAUGUAUAAUACAGGGAGGCAUGUUUCUCUACGCCUGGAUAAAGAACAUUUGGUGAACAUCUCCGGAGGGCCCAUGACAUACAGUCACCGACUAGAAGAAAUACGGUUACACUUCGGCAGUGAAGAUAGCCAGGGAUCAGAACAUCUGUUGAAUGGACAAGCUUUUUCUGGGGAGGUUCAACUAAUCCACUAUAACCAUGAGUUAUAUACAAAUGUCACAGAAGCUGCAAAAAGUCCCAAUGGCUUGGUGGUAGUUUCUAUAUUUAUGAAAGUAUCUGAAUCAUCAAAUCCAUUUUUAAAUCGUAUGCUUAACAGAGACACCAUAACAAGAAUAACGUAUAAAAAUGAUGCAUACUUACUGCAGGGACUUAAUAUUGAAGAACUUUAUCCUGAAACCUCUAGUUUCAUUACAUAUGAUGGGUCCAUGACAAUUCCACCCUGCUAUGAAACAGCAAGUUGGAUACUAAUGAACAAACCUGUCUACAUAUCAAGAAUGCAGAUGCAUUCAUUACGGUUACUAAGCCAGAAUCAGCCUUCACAGAUUUUUCUGAGUAUGAGUGAUAACUUCAGACCAGUCCAGCCUCUCAACAAUCGAUGUAUCCGAACAAACAUCAACUUUAGUUUACAAGGGAAAGAUUGCCCGAACAAUAGAGCACAGAAACUACAGUAUAGAGUAAAUGAAUGGCUCCUGAAGUAA
Messenger RNA from Protobothrops mucrosquamatus (brown spotted pit viper), 987 nucleotides. RefSeq names its product carbonic anhydrase 10 (gene CA10). Bases 1 to 987 code for a protein of 328 amino acids. The transcript has 9 exons. Gene Ontology annotation, molecular function: zinc ion binding; carbonate dehydratase activity. The record is from RefSeq and is a predicted model, not a curated record. NCBI's taxonomy places the organism in Eukaryota, Metazoa, Chordata, Lepidosauria, Squamata, Viperidae.